Molecule: messenger RNA, 1175 nt
Organism: Pieris rapae (cabbage white)
Lineage: Eukaryota; Metazoa; Arthropoda; Insecta; Lepidoptera; Pieridae
Exons: 9
Coding region: 63-1175 (370 amino acids)
Source: RefSeq, a predicted model, not a curated record
AUGGACGCUAUCGCCUAUUGCAUAAUACGUUGAAUCUUGUUCUCGCAGUCUCCGACAUACAAAUGGACGACAUCAUUAUGGUGUACCAUGUCAAUGAUUCCAAACCAGCCGCACGUCUGGAAAAACAUAAUAUAGAUGGUUUUCUGGAUAGAUUAAAGUCUGACCUAAAUCAAUGGCUUAAAGAUUACUUUAAUGACUACCUCCUGUAUUUUGGAUUAGCCGGCAGGGAGAUGAAUGCUCAAUUUCAGAGAUAUGACAACGAAAAGGCCCAGGCUUUGAACGAAUUUAUGGACAACGCUAUAAAUGUCAUUAUACGAAAACUGCACCAGGUCAAGGCUGGGUCGGUGAAACUGCCGAACUUUACAAUUUACGCUUUCAACGGAAUGCAACUUGAUCUAAGAAACGGCGUAAUGCGAGGACUGGAUAGCCUGUAUCGACGCUCAGUAGCUACUGGUGUAAAGGAAAAAAAUAUCCGUAAAAUUGAUGCGCUGGUGACUUUUAGUAACUUGAAGGUAACUUAUGGCUAUACUGCUUCGUUAAAUACGGGGUCACCACCCCUAACGGGUACCCUCACGUUAUCAGUCGAUGAACUGGUAGCAAGACUCUCCAUGUCUAUGGUUAAUAACCCAGAGUCCGUGGAUCUAACAUUUGAAUUUGUUGAGCCAGCUAGAACUGAAUCAUUGACGGUGGAAGGCCCCGCAAAUAGAAUGAUGUCACAGUUUAAUUUCUUACUAGAAAGACACAUUAUAGCAAUUAUGAGCAAUACUCUGAUUCAUAAUAUCAAAAUGCUCAGUACAUUGUCCCGAUGCGUUCCAAUUUUGGUUCCAUUCAACGAAGGCGACGAAGCAGUUUCUAUAGAAUCCCCUGAAGUUCAGAAAGGAAGCAAUGAUGAUACAAAUAGUAAGGAUAAUGAAAGCAAAGAAUUUGAGGAUAACGCAGGCAACAACACUGACCCAAAAAUUAAUCCCAGUAAAAACAAAAAUUUAACUGCGGAUUAUGUUCUUUGGAAACAAGAUAGCGUAGAACUAGAAUUCCCACCAAAAAAUGGUUCACAAAAGAAACAAAAAAUAAACAGUGACCUUAGUCAAGAUGGCUUAACAGUAGUGUAUAAAGAAAUUCAAAAGUUGUUAAGGGAUCAAGCGAAGGCCCCUAAACCGUUACCACAGACAAAGUAG